AUGGUUGUGGUGUGGCAAGUUGUCGGUCCCACUUCUUGUGAAAGAGGUAGCUGUGCCAAUGGUCAUGGCACCCAUGUUGCCGGCAUUGUUGCUCGAAAGUUAGAGAAUUUCAAAGGCGUUGCUCCUGAUGCGACAUGGGGCAUGUGGCGAGGUUUCGGUUGCCAAGGGUUGACCUCCAACGACGUCCUUGUUCAAGCUAUGCUGGAUGCCUACGAGGCUGGUGUCGAUGUCAUUUCAUUGAGUCUUGGCUUUGGUAGCGGUAACAAUGAAGACACUCUAACCUCUGUUGUACCAUUCAUCAUCUCACAUUGGUUCUUGUAUAUUAAAGUGCAAGUCUCCGUUUUCUCCAGCAUUGACCCACGCAGUGAGAUUGAUUUCAAGCCUGAUAUUGCGGGUUUCGGUGGCAACGGCUAUUCAACUCUACCCAGUUAUCUUGGCGGUUGGGGUAUGACGAGUGGGACUUCCAUGGCAACUCAUCUUUCGACCAAGCCCAAAUUCAUCACCGAGCAAUUCCAAAAUUAUGCUUACAAGGCACCCAAUUCACAUGCCACUGGUAUUGAUUCACCCCUUGCACAAGGUGCUGGUAUUAUACAAGUUUAUGAUACAAUUAUGCAAGAUGUCCACAUUACCCCUGGCGCCCUUUCAUUCAAUGACACUGCCAACAUUGUGAGGACCCAGCAAUGGAAGAUCCGCAACUCCGGCGACUCCACGAUCUCGUAUCAAAUCACCAACAAUGCAGGCGUGGCCAUUCAACCCUACGAUGGCAAGAACGGCUAUGAUCAUGCUACUAUUAAAGUGACAUUGACGCCUCCAAAGACCAAUCCCUAUGAUCACAUCGUGUAUGGUGCCUAUAUUCAAUUCAAGAGCCAAGUCCCAAACAACGAGGAUCUCACUGUACCCUAUUUUGGUAUCGUUGGUGAACAGCACAAAUUACCCAUCUUCAUGCCUGGAUCCCCGGUGGUGAGCGAUGCCUCGGGUUCUCGAUGGUACAAGAACAAGGAUGACGUUUUCGUCUUUGAUACAAGAAGCGGCAACAUCCCCUACUUUGUAUAUGGAUUCCAGACACCAACAGCACACGUAAAGGUCAUGUUGUAUACGGAAGAUGGUCGUCAAGAAUUGGGCAAUGUUCAACCUGGCAUGGAUCACCUUGGUCAUACAAGACACACCUCGUAA
Lichtheimia ornata is the source of this 1173-nucleotide messenger RNA. RefSeq lists its product as uncharacterized. The record is from RefSeq and is a predicted model, not a curated record. NCBI's taxonomy places the organism in Eukaryota, Fungi, Mucoromycota, Mucoromycetes, Mucorales, Lichtheimiaceae. The transcript is spliced from 7 exons. Gene Ontology annotation, biological process: proteolysis. Bases 1 to 1173 code for a protein of 390 amino acids. Gene Ontology annotation, cellular component: cytosol. Gene Ontology annotation, molecular function: tripeptidyl-peptidase activity; serine-type endopeptidase activity.